Messenger RNA from Clonostachys rhizophaga, 1869 nucleotides. The record is from the annotation of a GenBank genome assembly. NCBI's taxonomy places the organism in Eukaryota, Fungi, Ascomycota, Sordariomycetes, Hypocreales, Bionectriaceae.
AUGUUGCCUUUUGCAGUUGUUCUAGGUGCAGCUUUCCUGCCGUACUCAGCAUGUUCUGCCUCUGAGGCACAGGAUAGCUUGUUUGAUGUUAGAUCACAAGCUACACCUUUACCACUGUAUCGAAAUGCUUCUGUUUGUGUCGACAGCAGAGUGGAAGAUCUUCUUCAGCGCAUGACUGUAGAAGAUAAGGCCGGUCAGAUGUUCCAGAACAGUUUGCAGAUGGGAGAGAACUAUACUCUCUUUCCUGGCUCUUCUUCAUCAAACGGAACUGAUGUUGUUGUCGUGGAGAAACUGAUGACACACUUCAACUUCGGCGGCUUGGUGGAGGACGCCAAAAAGUUUGCUCAAUGGCAUAACCUUCUUCAAAAAAAGGCACUUGAUACGCGUCUCGGAAUACCAAUCACUUUGACCACUGAUCCACGCCAUCACUAUUCAACGGCACGUGGAGCUACAGUUGGUGCAGGGCAAUUCUCUCUCUGGCCUGACACUCUUGGAUUUGCAGCUCUUCGAGACUCGGAGCUUGUAUACAAAUUUGCAGACAUUGCUCGACAAGAGUACAUCAGUGUUGGUUUCCGUGGUGCUCUGCAUCCACAAGUUGAUUUGGCCACUGAGCCUCGAUGGGCACGAAUUUAUGGAACUUGGGGCGAGGAUGCUCAUUUAACGAGUAGUCUUAUCAGUGCCUACAUCAAAGGAUUCCAGGGAAAGCAAAUUGGACGCAGUUCGGUCACGACUGUGACCAAACACUUCCCAGGAGGCGGGUCGAUGGAAAACGGCGAAGACUCUCACUUCCCAACCGGCAAGAACGAGACGUAUCCAGGGAACAACUUUGACUAUCAUCUUCUUCCCUUCAAAGCCGCAUUAGCUGCGGGUGCAAGACAGAUCAUGCCUUAUUAUUCUAGGCCUAUCAACACUCAAUUUGAAGAGGUCGGAUUCAGCUUCAACAGACAGAUUGUCACCGAGCUUUUGCGGGGCAAGCUUGGAUUUGACGGCAUUGUUGUGACCGACUGGGGACUUAUCACGGAUGGCGAGCUGGGUGGCCUGGACUUCCCGGCGCGCGCUUGGGGAAUGGAAGACAAAAGCGAGUUGGAGCGGGCCGCGAAGAUUCUUGAUGCCGGAUGUGAUCAAUUUGGCGGCGAAACACGCACCGAGCUACUGAUCCAGCUCGUCCGUGAGGGUAUUAUCCCUGAGUCACGACUUGAUAUUUCAGUCAGGAAGCUCCUCAAAGAGAAAUUUCUUCUUGGCCUUUUUGAUAAUCCUUUCGUCAACCCAGACGAUGCUGAAGAAGUCACUGGAAAUGUUGAAUUCAAAAAUCUCGGCAAGGAGAUUCAACGCCGUUCAUAUACCUUGCUCAGUAACCGCGAUAAGAUUUUGCCCCUCCGCAACUUCGGGGACAAGAUUAAGGUAUAUACCGAGGGAUUGAACCUUACGCAGCUUCAAGAUGAGCGCCUUGUCAGCGUUGACUCAGUCAAUGAUGCGGAUGUUGCACUUCUUCGUCUCGCGUCUCCAUAUGACCCACGCAAUGGCACCUUGGAUGCCGUGUUUGGUUUUAGAGGCGGGACCCUCGAGUACUCUGACAGUGAAAAGGCCAGGCAAGCGGCCAUCUAUGCUGCUGUUCCAACCAUUGUUGACAUCUACGUUAAUCGUCCUGUUGCUGUCCCCGAGGUUAUAGAACAGGCAGCAGCUGUGUUGGCAAGUUUUGGAAGCGCAGACGAGGCAUUCGUGGAUGUGUUGUUCGGCGAUGCGAAGCCGGAAGGCAAACUACCUUUUGAUCUGCCAAGAUCUAAUGCUGCGGUGGAAGCGCAAAUGGAGGAUGUUCCUUUUGACACCGUCAAUCCUGUUUUCAGAUUUGGGCAUGGCUUGAGUUACUAA